UAACGAAUUGUGAUUUUCUAUAUAAUUCACAGUUGAUGAUAAACAUGGUCAGUCUCUACUGCUUAGAGUUUGCGACAAGAGAUAUCAAAUUUGCGCGUGUGCGUCGUUCUUAGUGUAGCCAGUACAGAUUUACAUUUCGAUAAUGACGACCUUGGAUUCAAGCAAGCUGCCGAUAGUGCGGAGAGCGCUGCAUGUUCCACCCCUAGAAGAAAUAAGAGACAUCCUGAAGAAGGCCUUGCCUGCAAACUUUGCAGAGGUGACGGUAGAUGUAAUCGAUUGCCCGGACCUCACUCAGCAGCCAUUCACCCUCGCUGAAGCAGGUCUUGGUGGUGGUACGAAACUUCUCGAAAUUGGUGGCCCCCCUUACCUGUUGCCUCUUGUCAACAGAGAUAAGGUAUACGAUAUAAAAUCCAUAUGUCAGAACGUAGGUCACAAUGGCAAAGCAUUCGUCGUUGGUGCUGGAGCUGGUCCGUGGCCACUUGUGAACACAAAUUGCGAGUUGAUAAUGAACGUGUCAAUUUCUCCGGCAGAGAGUUCAACUAAAAAUGCUACUCACAUUUGUAUGGUUGACAAAGGUGACGGAAAAUGUAUCGACCAGACUUUAUCUUCCAGUGAAACACGUUUUGCUCUACUUGCCAAUCUGUUUCUAAGUGAGGGUAAACCUGGCAAGGUCAUAAAGGUCCAUGCCAAGAAACGGACUGGUAGUGAUGAUUUUAUUGCCAGCAUUCGAAAAGCUUUAGCUGCUCGUUACACCGAGCAACUUGUUGGUUUGGGUGGAACCUUCCUUCUCAAAGAAGGUAAAGCCAAUCAGCAUAUUAUGCCAGAUUUUUCCAAGGUGCCACUGACAAGCGAUGAUGACUUGAACAAAUGGCUGCGCUUCUACGAAAUGUCUGCACCUUUGGUAGCUGUUGGUACUCUCGUUACUGCUGAAACAGACUUGGAUCUACGAGUUCAACAUUUCCAUAGCUUCUCUCAUCAUGGUGAAGGAGGGCACUACCACUACGACACAACUCCAGACACUGUCGAGUAUUUGGGCUACUUCAAUGUUGGUGAGGCAGUUUACAGAAUAGACAAACCGCCCAUGGCUCAAGCAUUCGGAAAGGAUUAGCGGCAAGAGAGUCAUGUCUAUAAACUUUACAGAAUUUCGAUAUUAUACCUCUGUACAAUGUUAUGAAAUAUUUUUCAUGCAUAUAUUUUUUCUAUCAAUAAAGUCUAUUCGCGUUCUAUGACU
Diprion similis is the source of this 1231-nucleotide messenger RNA. RefSeq names its product ester hydrolase C11orf54 homolog. NCBI's taxonomy places the organism in Eukaryota, Metazoa, Arthropoda, Insecta, Hymenoptera, Diprionidae. Gene Ontology annotation, molecular function: zinc ion binding; hydrolase activity, acting on ester bonds. The coding region runs from base 143 to 1108 and encodes 321 amino acids. Gene Ontology annotation, cellular component: nucleus. The transcript has 7 exons. The record is from RefSeq and is a predicted model, not a curated record.